Messenger RNA from Engraulis encrasicolus (European anchovy), 920 nucleotides. RefSeq lists its product as uncharacterized. Bases 225 to 863 code for a protein of 212 amino acids. The record is from RefSeq and is a predicted model, not a curated record. Gene Ontology annotation, molecular function: zinc ion binding. NCBI's taxonomy places the organism in Eukaryota, Metazoa, Chordata, Actinopteri, Clupeiformes, Engraulidae. The transcript has 2 exons.
CCACAACAAGAGCAGAGGAGAUCAUAUGGCAAAGUGACACUUAAGACAGCUUAAGACAUCUUACAGGGCAGCAUCUCUAUUACAAUGGGGUGCACUCUAUUGACCCAUCCCACACACGUGACCUUCAUCAAAAGUGCCGCCAUAUUGUACAUGAUUCCCGCGAUUUAUUAAUAGCGACCUACACAACAUACGAAGACAACCGAUUACUUUUUAAAGAAAAGACGAUGCAGAAAACACCUCCACUUUCACUUUCCAGUGAGGUUGAGCAUUUAGUGGGACAGCAGAGGGAGAGGUAUGUUGAGAAGCUGAAAAUAGCAGGUGUAGAAAACGAUGUUUACCUGCUCCCACCAGGACUUUUUACAGAUGUCCGGCAGCAUGGGACCGCAUCAUCCUUACCGGAUUUCGGACCACACGACCUGUAUAUGUAUGUUGUAAACAAUCCAUCACCAUACACUGGAUAUGAUCUCAAGGCUUUCAAGAGUUUAGAUGCAUAUAAAUAUUAUGCUUCUGGCCAUGUCACAUGCCUUAACCAGUGGAUCGUCCCAGGAGCCAGUGGUCGCCAUCUUUUUACAGCGAAGGUUUGUACACACUGUGAGUGGUACAUUUUACAGAAGGUAAUGUUGGCUCUUUUUUUACGUUCAUUGCAGGUUCAUCACUCGUGCGCCCUCACAAGCGAGGUCCUUAAACCAUGGGCUGUGAUCCAAAAGGAUGGAAGGGUUCUGUGUGGACACUGCACUUGCAAGGCUGGGCUCGGCGAAGUUUGUUCCCACAUCGCAGCCUUACUUUAUACUCUCGACGCAACUGUAAAGAAAGCCCAAGAAAAAAGCUGCACAGAUGGCCAUCGGCAGUGGGGACCUUUGUAGAUUGUGGAUUGAUUACUGCAAUAUCCUUUAUUUAUUAGUCCCAAUCACAAAUCUAUA